AACUGCACAAGCGAGAAAGCGAUAUCUAAAAUGGCAUUCCUUAUGAUUUAUCCAGCUGUAGCUGUUUUGUGUAUGUUUGUACUUGUUGUAAUAAUACUUAUGUUAAGAUUUGGAGCCAGAUGGUGCAAAUUGCGUCAUACGGCUUUUGCUGAUCAGGAGUACUGGAAUGAGGAUGAUGCUUAUGAACAGAAAGUAUCAUAUGCAUAAUCAACUUAAAAAAAACUUAUUUUACGAUUCCGUCCAUAUGGUCUAAUUGUAUGUUUACCCAGUAAUCAAAAUAGUAUUUGUAACAGUCGCCUUGUACCAAUUAUUUUUCUCUUCAGUUGAGGAUAUUUUGUUUACUGGUAAAACUAGGAACUUUAGAAUUAGGUCUUUGACUGUAUUUUGACUUUACUACUUGGUAAUUUUAGGAUAAGAAGAUUAAUGUAGCCAAUAAGCAAAUGAUUAGUUCUAAAGUUAAUUUCAAUUUGCUUGAAAAUGUUUUUGAAUCUCCUAAUUUAAUCUUUUUAUUUUAUAAGUAUUUUUUAAUUAUCAUCAGUGUAUUUGUUUUAUAUCACAAGCUAUUUCUAUAAUAUUGACCAUUAUUUUAAUAGCAGCUUGGAAGUUUGUACAUAAAUUUUUGCACAAGAAAAUUUUUACAAUGUAACCAUUUAUUUAAGACAAUUUUUACAAUAAUGCUAAUAAAUUGUAUAUGAAAACUUUUACAAUAACGCUAAUCAAUUACAUGUAUGUAUAUGAAGUUUUUUACAAUAGCGAAUAUUGCUAAUGUGAUGAACUGAAAUCUGUGCACACCAAUUUUAUGUAUAAAAUUGUAGACUCCAUUUAAUUUACUGGAAAACAGCAUACCUAUACAACAUUUUAUUUUGUAGGGGACUUAGAUCCCAUUCUGUCCAACGACCUACAGACCUUCACAAUUUCAAGAUAUUUAGUGUUGUAUAUGACAAGGUAAAUUACUUUGUUUCCAUUGGACUGUAGACUGUAGUAUUGAAUAAAAUAGGCAAACAAAGAAAAGUUUUAUUGGUAUUCUCACCAUACUAUACAAUAUUAAAGAACAAAUUGUUAUUUAUUGAAGUAGUUUCUCCAGCUUAUAAUAUUAAUAUUGACAAUUUCAGGGGCCAAAAGUAGCUUGAAAGCCUUUACAAAAACCAACACAUAAUUUUGUCUUUUUAAAAUUCUUAUAUUGGCAAACGCCUUACAUUAUUUUUUACAAUACAAUUCUUAUUGGAAAUGUAUUAUAUGAUAUAGAUGUUUGUAAAAUUCGGCGAAAGUUGUUUGUGCCUAUAUGAAAUAUUUGUAGUUAUUUUAAGUUACAGAUCCUAUUAUAAAAAGAGUGUCUAAAUUAAUGAGACACCAUGUUCAUAUUAAUUUAGUGCAUUAACUCAAAAUGUGAAAACCCAGAAAGUUACAAAUACAGUGAAUGCAUUUACUGUCUAUUGUAAUUUUUUAGACUUAUUUACUGUAGUCAUACUACUGUAGUAGUAGUUAUGGUGUUAAUUUCU
Hyposmocoma kahamanoa is the source of this 1499-nucleotide messenger RNA. RefSeq lists its product as uncharacterized. The transcript has a single exon. NCBI's taxonomy places the organism in Eukaryota, Metazoa, Arthropoda, Insecta, Lepidoptera, Cosmopterigidae. The record is from RefSeq and is a predicted model, not a curated record. The coding region runs from base 31 to 207 and encodes 58 amino acids.